Messenger RNA from Nilaparvata lugens (brown planthopper), 1381 nucleotides. RefSeq names its product E3 ubiquitin-protein ligase TRAIP. The transcript is spliced from 5 exons. NCBI's taxonomy places the organism in Eukaryota, Metazoa, Arthropoda, Insecta, Hemiptera, Delphacidae. The coding region runs from base 244 to 1008 and encodes 254 amino acids. Gene Ontology annotation, molecular function: zinc ion binding. The record is from RefSeq and is a predicted model, not a curated record.
ACUACAAACCUGUUAACCAUUUAUAGAUCACAUUUGGUUAUCUUAUUAAUCCAAAAAUGUUUGGCAAUCACCUGAUAAAUAUUAAAGCACAACAAAAUUAUAAAAAAACCUUCCAUUUUUGAUAAAAUUCGGAUGUCGUAAAAAAACAAUUUUAAUUAAUAGAAGAAUACAUCACACAAAAUACAGAAUAUUUCUUCGAAUUGCUUACUCCUCGAAUUUUAUUUGUUAAAAAAAACUUUUAAAAUGCGAAUCACCUGUGCGAUAUGCGAAGAACUAUUUAAUGGCGAAGAUAGGGAAAUUAUAUUUGCAACCAAAUGUGGCCAUAUCUUUCAUCAUCAAUGUUUAACGAAAUGGCUGGAAAGGUCAGAUACGUGUCCCCAAUGUAGACAAAGAGCGUCUAAGAAGAAAAUCUAUCGUAUAUUUUUCAAUAUGUCUGAUGAGAAUGAAUCCAGCGCAGUAGCAUCUCUGAUUGAUGGCUUAGAAAUGGAAUUGCAUGAAAAGACCGAAGAAAUAGAAAAAAUGAACUCUGAAAGACAACAAAACUUCCAUCUAGUUGAAGAAUUAAGACAAAAAGUAGUAGAUGCUUCCAAAGAACUUGAACAGGCAAUCUGCUCAAUGAAGGAAAAAGUGGCAUCACUGGAAAAGAGCUGCAGUGCAUAUGAUCCAUUGUCUCCCAAAAAUGAAGCAUCAGAAAAUAUUAUUGCUUCUUUCAGCGGGGGUAAUGGAGAAGAAGAAACUGAGCAGCCACAAUAUUUGUCAUGUGAAAGUUCCGACGACUCUCUCAUCAUUUUGCCAACUGCUGGUAAGAUUCAUGAAGGCAACCGGAACCCUCUGAAGCGAAUUUUCACAGGCUCCACUGCAUCGGCAAGGGAUGAUGGAAGGAGUUGCUUACGGCAACCAAUAUUGAAAGUCUCAUCCCAAUCUAGAAUAAUAAAAAAAGUGAAGCGGAGGAAUAAUAGAGAGUCUCAUACACACCAUAACACUUCACAUAUUGAACACGUUGGUUGAUCUGAGCAAGUUUAAAAAAAAGACGGUUGACUCCUCAACAACUCUAUAUUUAUAAUUAAAGUGAGUUUUAUCAUCCCCCACACUCCAAGUUGGACUUUUAGCAACAGACUCUGUUCUACUGAAACCUCUGUUGAAAUGUUUUAUUUUUCGUUUUAAUUCUUUUUUAUUUCACACUAUUAUUUCUUAUGUAAAUUUCAUAGGUAUCCAAAAACGAUCAAAUGCAAUUAUGCCAGAAUAUCAGAAAAUAUAUGCCUUUAUAUAGGUGAAGCAGAGGAUGCAGGCGAGUCCAGGUUGAUUUUCUGCCAACAUUUUUCUUCUCAAUUCAGCCUGUUGUUUUUAGUUUGAAGGCUAAAAUUUGAAUUUUUUGUGGUAU